This is a messenger RNA of Archocentrus centrarchus (flier cichlid), 2537 nucleotides long. Its product is annotated as serine/threonine-protein kinase pim-1-like. NCBI's taxonomy places the organism in Eukaryota, Metazoa, Chordata, Actinopteri, Cichliformes, Cichlidae. The transcript has 11 exons. Gene Ontology annotation, cellular component: cytoplasm. Gene Ontology annotation, biological process: negative regulation of apoptotic process; regulation of mitotic cell cycle; protein autophosphorylation. The coding region runs from base 124 to 2208 and encodes 694 amino acids. The record is from RefSeq and is a predicted model, not a curated record. Gene Ontology annotation, molecular function: protein serine/threonine kinase activity; ATP binding.
ACGAGGCAAGAUUCUUUAUUCUGGUUCCGGAGUCUAUUAAGUACAACUGCAAACUCAGACAGAGAGACAAAAGCUUGAAUCGAUAUUCUGAAAUUGUCGAGAUUCAGGAGAUACAAAACCAAGAUGUUUAAAAGGAAUAUUAAAGCUGAAUUAAAGGGCAUCGCCGAGCUGCCCGAUUCUUCCAUGAACUCGGCUGAAGACUGCAUGGUCAGAGGACAGAAACGCAAGGUCUCUGACGAUGACGAGGGCUGUUUUAGACCAGCAAAGGAAAUUAAAUUUUUUCACCACGUGCUCAAUGAUGAGGAGCAAGCAUCCUCAACCGUGGAAAAAAGUAAAGAUCCAAAACCCAAGAGGUUUGUAAAGCAGCUCAAAUUUGAAGUAAGGAGCGUCGUUCAGUUGCGUGAUCCUUCCAUGAACUUGGCUGAAGACUGCAUGGUCAGAGGACAGAAACGGAAGGUCUCUGAUGAUGACGAGGGCUGUUUUAGACCAGCAAAGGAGAGGAAACUUUUUCACCACGUGCUCAAUGAUGAGGAGCAAGCAUCCUCCUCCGUGGAAAAAAGUAAAGAUCCAAAACCCAAGAUGUUUAAAAAGUAUAUCAAAGUUGAGUUAAGGCGCAUCGAUGAGUUGCCUGAUCCUUCCAUAAACUCGGCUGGAGACUGCAUGGUCAGAGGACAGAAACGGAAGGUCUCAGACGAUGACGAGGGCUGUUUUAGACCAGCAAAGGAGAGGAAACUUUUUCACCACGUGCUCAAUGAUGAGGAGCAAGCAUCCUCCUCCGUGGAAAAAAGUAAAGAUCCAAAACCCAAGAGGUUUGUAAAGCAGCUCAAAUUUGAAGUAAGGAGCGUCGUUCAGUUGCGUGAUCCUUCCAUGAACUUGGCUGAAGACUGCAUGGUCAGAGGACAGAAACGGAAGGUCUCAGACGAUGACGAGGGCUGUUUUAGACCAGCAAAGGAGAGGAAACUUUUUCACCACGUGCUCAAUGAUGAGGAGCAAGCAUCCUCCUCCGUGGAAAAAAGUAAAGAUCCAAAACCCAAGAGGUUUGUAAAGCAGCUCAACUUUGAAGUAAGGAGUGUCGUUCAGUUGCGUGAUCCUUCCAUGAACUCGGUUGAAGACGCAUGCAUGGUCAGAGGACAAAAAAGGAAGGUCUCAGAUGAUGACGAGGACUUAUUUAGACCAGCGAAGGAAAUUAAACUUUUUCACCACGUGCUCAAUGAUGAGGAGCACGUUGAGGAGGAAGAUAAGUGCAUGUUUUUCACUGAAAUUUCAGAGAGCUCCACUGAUCCAAAAGAAAAGGUGUGCAAGAGGAAAGCCACAGGUGAUGGAAAAGCAUCACCAGCAAAGAAACAGAAGAGCCUGGACCAGGAGGAGAGCAAAUGCAGCGCCGAAGAAUUAGAGGCUGCAAAAAUCUGUGAAUUUAAAGCCAAGUACGUGGAGCUGCACAAGCUUGGAAAAGGAGGGUGUGGAACAGUGUUUGCCGGCUACAGGAAAGAAGACAAUUUUCCAGUCGCUAUCAAACACAUUCCAGAGAGUGAUGUCCCCUGCAAAGUAAAGGCUGAGAACGGGAAGCAAAUCCCCAUGGAAGUGGCUGCCAUGCUCAAACUUGCAGCUGGAACACCAGGAUCAUCAGCUACCGUGUCCUUGCUGGACUGGUUCGAUUUGAGCAAGGAGCUGAUCCUGGUGAUGGAGAGACCUGUCCCUGCUGUGGACUUAGAUAAAUACAUAGAGGAAUAUGCAGAUACUAUAACAGAGGAGACAGCCAAGGUCAUUCUAAAACAACUGAUUGAGGCGGCAAAAGAACUCGAGGAUAAAAACGUCUUUCACCGGGACAUCAAGACUGACAAUAUUCUGAUUGAGACCGGCUCCGAUGUGCCUCGUGUUCGCCUCAUUGACUUUGGAGUGAGCUGCUUUUGUAACAAACACUCACGGUACACCGUUUUUGCUGGCACACCUGCUUACUUCCCUCCAGAGUGGACGAUCCACGAGUCCUAUAGGCCUGGACCCACCACAGUGUGGCAGCUGGGAGCGGUGUUGUAUAAAACAGUCCAUGCAGGAGCCUUCUUUGAUACACUAUAUGUCCUUGAAGGGAGCUUAGAAAUUAGCGAGAGGCUGUCUGAAAACUGCCAGGAUUUCUUGAAAAUGUGUUUCAACCUGGACCCCAAAAGACGCCCGAAACUGAAGGACCUCCUGCGUCAUCGAUGGUUCAGAUGAACCGUCACACACACACACUCACACACAAAAUGCUUUUGACAGAAAAAGAUUGAUGAUAUUUAAUUGGACUAUUCUAAAUUUCACUCACAUUGCCCAGUAGCAGUGAAAAGUUGAAACUUUUGACUGGUACAUCAAUCUUUAUUUUCCGUCCUGGAAUUCCUGUAACCCCCCAGCCGUCCAGGGAAAGGGGGAUCUCUCUUUGAAUUGCCUUUCCCGAGGUUUCUUCCUAUCAGUCAGGGGAGUUUUUCCUCGUCUUCAGAGAGAGCUUGGGCUGGUCAGGAGUUCCAUCAAGUUAUUCUACUGAUUAUUAAUGUUAUUUGAUUAUUAAU